Phytophthora nicotianae INRA-310 is the source of this 876-nucleotide messenger RNA. RefSeq lists its product as hypothetical. Gene Ontology annotation, biological process: tRNA 5'-leader removal. NCBI's taxonomy places the organism in Eukaryota, Oomycota, Peronosporomycetes, Peronosporales, Peronosporaceae. Gene Ontology annotation, cellular component: nucleolar ribonuclease P complex; fibrillar center; ribonuclease MRP complex. The transcript has a single exon. The record is from RefSeq and is a predicted model, not a curated record. Gene Ontology annotation, molecular function: ribonuclease P RNA binding; ribonuclease P activity. Bases 5 to 583 code for a protein of 192 amino acids.
CUUUAUGACCAGCAUUUUUGGUGUAAUCAUGGCAAAGGCGAAAGCGAAGGUGCCUGUGGCGACGCAAUUCAAGCGGCCUGGAGCCAAGAAGCAGAAGCGUAAGACCCGAAGCACAGUAGAUAUCGUGCGGCCAUGGACAGCGCCACAGUUUGUGGAGCUGGCCAAGGAGGAUCGCGAUAUUGUGCUAGAUAGACUGCAGAAGGAGGUUGCCGACGUGCCGACCACGCGCAGUCACGCGGUGCAAGGAGUGAACCAAGUGGCCCGAUCCGUGGCCAGACGCGAAGUGAAAGUGGCGAUCUUUGCCAACAACCCCGAGUCGUUGGCGUUCGGCUAUUUGCCACUACUUUGCAGAUUGCAUCAGGUGCCUAUUUGCGUGCUGCACUUGUCUUCCAAGACGUUCGGCAAGGUUUUCAAGUUAAAAAGUAUGGUGGCGGUCGGUAUCAAAGCGCCGAUAGCAAGUGCGAAGGAGGCUGAAGGUGCUGCAGUGAACAAGAAACCGCUGCUACUGACAGAACCGGAGCAGAAGAAGAUCGCAAGUAUCACGGAGUUUUUGAUCUCCAAGGCUAGUAAACGGACAUCGUGACAGUAGACGACCAGGAUGCAGAAGUACCAGCGUGAAUGCACAUGUACACUGUAUUGGAAUUUCACUGCUCGAUACCGUAAUAUGGAGGAGAUCGAAAGGUGUUCAAGAUUGGAGGAUACCAGGCCGUAACACAUUUACCUUUGACUGAUGGAAUAUUUUAGCGGUGAACAGUGUGAACGCUUUUUCGUGCUAGGCGAACAAAUAACAAAGCAUUUUCUGGCAUGUCGAUUGACGUGUGAAUUCGACAAUGAGUUCAAUGCAUGCAACUAUCAACACGACUGUAGAACUAGAAC